AUGCUGAAGAAGGGCGUGGCAAAGCGGAUGGCUAAUAAUCUGGCGAAGUCGGUGAGCCUUCUGGAGAACGAGGUUGCCAUCUACAACGACAUAGGCGGCGACAAAUACCAGAGGACCGGCGCCGACUUGCUGGAAGCCUUUUGGGAGCCACGGUUUGGACAGGAUAAUUUCUCCUAUGACCUGGCGAGCCGUGCCGAGGACUACGACCUCUCCUUUGUGAACGUCGUACCAAAGGUCUUCGACAUGGAGCCCGAGCGGCUCUACCAGGCGUGUGCCGAGAUUAAGCCCUAUGCGCUUGUGGCACAUAACCUGCAGAGACAAGGUGCAAUCACAAAACAAGUUGUUCGGAAGUGCUGUGACCUCCAAUCCGAUGGCAACCGGCUUUUCAUCCUCGCCUUCAGCGUGGACGUGCAUGAGGACCCCACGGGUGCGAUCGAGAACAUUAUGAACUUGCCUGGGGUGGGCAAGGCGAUCUUUAAGAACAGCGGCAAUGGCACCGAUCUGGGCUUUGUGACCAACUGCCGCAACCUGCUGCAAGCUGCGAGGAAGCAACCUUACAUCGAUGAUGUGAGCGCCAUCCUCCUUGAAGCCAUUCGCGCUGAAGCCUGGCAGCGCUGUCCCUGGAAGUUCGAUCCCAAGGUCCACGAUACGUGGUACGCUGCUCCUCUUGAUGAACCUGAGAAGUGGAUGGAGCUUCUUGAAGCAGCAGCCAAACAGCUUGGGAAGAGCAGGUACUACUACUUGCCGGAAAAGUCCAGGGAGAUGGUUAUACUGAAGGAGCUUGUGCCGUGGGAAAUUACACGUGCUCAGGUGUGCGCCAGCCCAAUGACGAGGCGUAUGCCAACGGAUGUUCCAUACACCCAUCGCGGCGCAGCUCUUCUUCUGAACAACGGCAAGCUCCAGAUUGAGAGCGAGGACCUCAACGAGAUCAGGCAGCCCAAGCUCAAGUUCGAGACGCCCGUGAGGACCGCGAUUUUCUUCUAUGGCAUGGCAGACGACGACACCGAAGCCAAGGCGACAUCCUCACAGGACCCUGCAUUGCAUGUGCCGGGACUUCGCAGUGACGUCAGUUUUCCUGGAGUGCCCGAAACCAUUCCCAAAGAAGUUCGCGCCUCUGUGGCCCGAUUGCAUUGCAAUGCAGGUCACCCUUCAAAGCAGGAGACCAUAAGACUUCUUGCUGCGCACGGCUCGAUAAACACUGCUGUGCUCACUGCUUUGGAGCACAUGAGAUGUGGUACUUGUGAACGAGCCAAGGGUCCCCUCAAGCCACGUCCAGCUUCAGUUCCUGAGUUUGUGGGUCAGUUUGCCGAGCAGAUCCAGGCUGACAUCUUUUACGUCAGAGACCUCUCGUCUGUAAACCAUGCACUGCUAGGCGUGACCUGUCUGGCGACCAAGUUCUACCAGGCCUCGAUUCUGCCGUCGCGCGACCCUCAGGUUGUGCUCAACGAGAUGGACCGGCUGUGGCUGAGACCCUUUGGCUACCCCUUGUUCAUGAGUGUUGAUGCUGACGGUGCUUUCGAGGGUGUGUUUUUACAGCACUUUCAAGAAAGUGGUGUCGUCGUGACGGUCGUGCCAGCUGACGGGCAUCAUCAGAUUGGCGCCAUAGAGCGCAAGAAUGCUGUGUUCCGGACCGUGGUGGAAAAGCUCAUUGACCAAAACGCUGUGACGAACAAGGAGCAGCUCGACAUGUGUCUUAGUGCUGCAAUAUGGUCGGUGAACACGAGCAUCCACACACGAGGUAGAAGCAGCAUGCAGGCCGUGUUUGGUAAACUUCCUCGGUUUCCUGGCGACCUCUUCUCAGAUAGUGCUGCCUUAGCAACAUCCGACUACCACAUGCUUACCGAGCAGCUUCGCACACAAGCAUGCCAAGCCGUCCAAGAAAUGUCUGCCUCUUCUGUGAUACGCAGGGCGCUUCUGAGAAAGACGGCCACCUCUCGCCAAAGGGUCAAUGAGCUGCUUCCUGGAUCCUUGGUGGCGUAUUGGAGGUGGAACCUUAAGGCUCGGGGGCGAAAAAGAGGCGGGUACAUCCUGGGGCGUCUCGUCGUCAAGGAUGACAAGAACGCAUGGGUUCAAAGCGGUGGCUCACUCGUGCAGGUGACGCAUGAGCAGCUGCGACCCGCCAUUGGCAUUGAAGCCUGGACUCCAAGCGCUGAGGACAUCAAGAUGAUCAAGCUGGGCGGCAAACUGCUGCAACAAGGCUUUUGGGACGAUGGCCGUGAACCUGGGCCACCUUCUAACGAACCGGGACUGGAAGUGAACUACGUGAUCUCGGGCCUCCUCUUGAAGACGGGGCUGGAGAACAACGUUACGAACUACCAGCACCAGGCCGUGACGCUCCUUUACCUGUUUCUGAACUUCCGCAACAACCUCUUCGAGAAGGACCUCAACUUCCUGCAGAGGCAGUUCAACAAGCUGGGGCUCAACUGGAUGGGCCGGCUCAGAACAUCCAGGUGUUCUCACCGCAGUAUCAGCAGAACAUCUGGCAGUACGGAGAGGGACCUGAAGCACGACCGGGGCGAGAACGCUCGAGAUCUCGACGGCCAGCUUCACCCGCUCCUGCGACACCUCAGCUACUUCCUCCGACGCCAAGUCAACCUUCAACGCCGCGGCCUCCGCCUACACCUCGGAGGAGAGCUGCAGUACGCGCUGAACAACUGUUGGGACAAGGUUCCUUUUUCAGCCGAACCUUUUGGAUCCGCAGAGUACAUGGACGCUCCUCAAGACGACGAGCAGCAAGCUACUCCGACAGCACAAGCCGAAGCACCGGCUCCUUCAGCAUCUCCAGACGCAUCGAGCAACAUGCAAGCAAUGGCUGAUGACAGCGCAGCUCCACAGCUUCCAGCGAGACGAGCACACUCUGCACUACAAGCGAAGAAAAAGAAGCGACAGCCUCACAACAAAGAGAUGCACUCCAUCCUGCUGACUCACUUUGUGUUGGACACCCUCACGGAGAUCUACCAGCCAGGAGAUGGAUGGGACGGGUCACCUGACUACAGGCUCCAUUCGCCGUGCACUGCCUUUCGCUGCUGUGCUGCAGCCCUUGAGGCAGAAGAGGUAUCUUCAGAUUCAUCUGAGGAUGGAGACCAACGGGUCAGUAACGACCUGACGCGCCAGGAGCGCAAAGCCAUCGACCGUGAAAUUCCAUGGCGGCAGAUUAUGAGUGACUACCCGUCAGACGUGAUCAGCUUAUAUGUGCAGGCUAACAAGAAAGAGUACGACUCUUGGGUCAGCUGGCAAUCCAUCAAGCCUCUCUCCAAGGCCGAGGCUGACAGGAUUAAGAAUGAUCCUCGCCUUCGCAAGAGGAUCAUGCCCUCUCGCAACGCUUACCGAGAUAAGCUUCGAGGAGCUGGACCCGUCGUGAAAGCCAAAUGUCGCACAGUGAUCCAAGGAUGCCACGAUCCUGAUCUUGGACUGUUGGACCGAUCUUCUCCGACACCAACGAGAGUGGCAGAACUCCUGAUCUACGAGAUAGCGUGCUCUGGCUAUAACCGAAGACUCUUCAAGAACAAGAAAGCCUGGAAACUUUGGAGCGGCGACGUUGCAACUGCUUUUCUCCAAGGGCAACCACAACCAAGAGAUCUGCCAAUCUACAUGAGGCCACCACGUGAUGGCAUACAGUCUUUGGCAGGCACCUUUCCGUGCGAGCUGUACGAAAUCAUCGGGAACCUUUAUGGUUUGUGUAACGCUCCCAGAACUUGGAUCAACCACAUCGUGAAGCAGUUGCGUGGCAAAGGCUUUCGUCGCCACCGGCUAGACCACACAGUCUACUACAAGCUCGACAGCAACAAGGAAUUGAUGAUCGUUUUGCUCUUCCACGUGGACGACUUCUUGGUAGCCUACCGCGAGGACUACAACUUCGACGAGUUGCUCACCCUGUUCACCUGGGGACAAAAGAACCUCCUCGACGACGGUGACUUCGUCUUUAAGGGCAAGGAAGUGAGCCUCAGAAAGGUUAACGGAGAGUUUCAGAUCCACGUGACGCAGAAGGCCUUCAUCAAUGAGCUUGAGACCGGGCGCCUCAAACGCGGAAGGUCUGCUGAGACCACCCCGCUUACGAGCGAAGAGAUGCGAGAGUACAGAAGCUGCGCAGGGAGUCUUCAAUGGCUCGCAGGAAGCACCCGACCUGACAUUGCUGCCACCGUGAGCUUAAGCAACCACGGUCAGGAGAACGGGCCAGCCCAACUCAAGCAGCUGUACGAUUGCAUCGACUACCUCAAGAAGUGCCCGGAAGACGGUCUUGUCUUUCAAGGUGUGGCGAUCAACUUUGCCACAGUGAUCGUGGGCUACUCUGACUCGUCAUGGGCAAACGCACCUGGCGGCAAAAGUCAGAUGGGCGUGAUUGUGGUUCUCACUGGACCAGAGUGCCAAGAGCAAACGUCGAGAGCUACACUUCUUGACUGGCGAAGUUCUCGAAGCCCUCGCGUGACACGGUCAACCCUGGCAUCAGAAGCAAACGCAAUGGAUGAUGGAGUGGACAGGGCUACGUUCUUGAACACGUUCCUCUCCGAGUUCUUCUCAAAGGACGACUCAAGGGCCACAGCGGGACUCCUCAACCAGCUCCUGGUGACAAAGGACGACGCCAAGCUCACUGCAGGUCUUCUGAAGCAGCUUCAAGUUACAGACUGUAAGUCUCUUUACGAUGCUGUGAUCGCUGAAAAUCCUUCUCUCGAAGAGAAACGGACAAUGAUCUCGGUCAGGUCCAUACAGGACUACAUCGGGUCAGACCAGAUACACUGGGUGCCCACAGACCUGAUGUAUGCAGAUGUCUUGACCAAGCAUUCAGCCGUGCUUCGUGAAAGCUUCAGACGCUGGAUGAAGAGUCCGUGCGUUAAGCUCAAGGAGGAUGAACACCGAAAAGAAAACUUUACGAGUGUGAAUUUCCAGCUUGCGUCCAGCGUCGAGGAGGCAACUGCGGACUACCGUCAGUUGCAGGAGUGGCGAUCGGACAAGUCUCCCGCCAUCAGAGGUGCAUGGAAGGACUUGUGCCUCAUCACUUGCUCGAUAGCUGGAAGGAAGUGCAGAGCCCAUCCGGGCGGUUGGCACAUCAUGACCGCACGUUUGCGCCGCCAUGCUGCCAAAUUUCAUGGCCGCUCGAGGAGGCAGCGGCAGCAUGUGGUGCAGAAGUAUCUCACAGCCCUCCGUAGCUUCGACAAAGUUGCUGUGCAGCAGCAUGCUGCCCAUGUGGCGGGGUGGCUGGCCUACGGCCCCAAAGAGUAUUCUCCGAAAGAAUCCGAACUGCGGCUGCUGAGCAAGUUUCUGGCCAGGCUCGGGAAGGGCGUCCUUCCUUGUCGCUUGCAGGAAGCGCUGCCGGAGGUGCUGGUGAGGUUGCAGUCCUUGCCUGGAGGCCCAGGGGCAGACCAAACCUGGGCGCAGGCUGCGGAUGCUCUGAGGAAAAAGCUCAGGAAGUUCCACUGCUGCCGGCGGGAACCCGAAGAUGGCCCGCGACCAGUCGCUGAAAUCCAAGAAGCACCCAAAGAGCGUGCAGCUCGGGAUGCUGACCGAGAUAGCUCGAAGUUUGAAGGGGAUUCGGAGCCUGCCGCCAGAGGCGUACAAGCAACCGAGGCCCCCCCGCAUCCAGAGUCCUGUGGCUUGCAGCGGCUUUUCCGGAAGAAGGCUGAGUGGGCGAACAUGCAGCAGUCGGAGCGAGCAGAGUGCUUGCUCCGGGCAGAGGCCGUGGGAUUUUCCCAAGAAGGCAUUGCUCAAGGAAGGCUGAGCAAGAUCUUGUACCAGGUGGCCGCAGCCUUGGCCCCUCCACGCAGGGCCACACUGCCGUCGGAGAUCCGAGAUGGCGGGACAGAGCACGAUCUGCAAGAGGGCGGCCUCGAUAGUUCGGACUCUUCUGGGGGACUGCAGCGCCGCGCGCGCAAGUUGCUUCUUAAGUUCUUGCGCGCUUGGCGCACGAACCACUUCGACUGCGCUUCCAUCCGCCACAUCUUGGAGCACGUGGAGAGACAGAUCCGAUGCUUCGAGGAGAGGGCCAGCGAGCUCCGCUUGGCAGCAUCUGCCACAGCCUGGCUGGCCAUCCAGAGAGAAGUCGGGCGCUUGCUAGAGGGUGCUGAUGCGCUCGAUGGAUUGCCAGCGCGUCGCCACCUGCCCAGUGCGCUUGCAUUUGGUGUGAGAAAGACUGCUUUGCGGACAGCCAUGAAGGCACUCGGUGGGAGGGCAACAUGCCAGCAGCUGCUGGGAUAUGUACGGCAAAAUCCACAUGUUUUUGGAAAUGCAGAUCAAGGUGCCAUCGAGCGCAGCCUGAGAAGCUUUCGUGCGUCAGCAUACUUCGAAUUCCUUGGCAAGGAGAAUGGCGAAGAUGUUUUCGGCUUGGCCGACUCCUGCCCCAGAGGCAUCCGGCGCCACAAGCAUGGCUUCGCAGCGAUGCUACAAAUCCGAAGCAGUGCCUGCAGCUGCGUAGGUCCUUUGAGGUCGAGUGCCGAGGAGGCGAGUAGCGACUACCGUCAGUUGCAGGAGUGGCGAUCUGAGAUGUCACCAGAAGCUCUUUUUCAACGAAUUCGCAAUUGGCAUGGUGCACAUAUUGUCAGUUCAAAGCGCAAUCCACCCGUUCGCGUUCUGCCAGACGAGGAAAGUCCGGAUGUGAAAAACAGGAGGCAGCGGCAGCAUGUGGUACAGAAAUAUCUCACAGCCCUCCGUAGCUUCGACAAAGUUGCUGUGCAGCAGCAUGCUGCCCAUGUGGCGGGGUGGCUGGCCUACGGCCCCAAAGAGUAUUCUCCGAAAGAAUCCGAACUGCGGCUGCUGAGCAAGUUUCUGGACAGGCUCGGGAAGGGCGUCCUUCCUUGUCGCUUGCAGGAAGCGCUGCCGGAGGUGCUGGUGAGGUUGCAGUCCUUGCCUGGAGGCCCAGGGGCAGACCAAACCUGGGCGAAGGCUGCGGAUGCUCUGAGGAGAAAGCUCAGGAAGUUGCACUGCUGCCGGCGGGAACGCCGGCGGGAACCCAAAGAUGGCCCGCGACCAGUCGCUGAAAUCCAAGAAGCACCCAAAGAGCGUGCAGCUCGGGAUGCUGACCGAGAUAGCUCGAAGUUUGAAGGGGAUUCGGAGCCUGCCACCAGAGGCGUACAGGCAACCGAGGCCCCCCCGCAUCCAGAGUCCUGUGGCUUGCAGCGGCUUUUCCGGAAGAAGGCUGAGUGGGCGAACAUGCAGCAAUCGGAGCGGGCAGAGUGCUUGCUCCGGGCAGAGGCCGUGGGAUUCUCCCAAGAAGGCAUUGCUCAAGGAAGGCUGAGCAAGAUCUUGUACCAGGUGGCCGCAGCCUUGGCCCCUCCACGCAGGGCCACACUGCCGUCGGAGAUCCGAGAUGGCGGGACAGAGCACGAUCUGCAAGAGGGCGGCCUCGAUAGUUCGGACUCUUCUGGGGGACUGCAGCGCCGCGCGCGCAAGUUGCUUCUUAAGGUCUUGCAUGCUUGGCGCACGAACCACUUCGACUGCGCUUCCAUCCGCCACAUCUUGCAGCACGUGGAGAGACAGAUCCGAUGCUUCGAGGAAAAGGCCAGCGAGCUUCGCUUGGCAGCAUCUGCCACAGCCUGGCUUGCCAUCCAGAGAGAAGUCGGGCGCUUGCUUGAGGGUGCUGAUGUGCUCGACGGAUUGCCAGUACGUCGCAGGCAACUUUCGCGCCCGGCGACCAAUUGGGUUGCGAAGGGCGCGAAAAAAACUGCCAUGCUGACGGCGAUGGAAGAACUCGGCGGUAGGGCAACAUACCAGCAGCUGUUGGGAUAUGUGCGACAACACCUACGUUUGUUUGGAGAGACAGAUCCAAGCACCGUCGAGCGCAGCUUGAGAAGCUUUCGUGCAUCAGCAUGCUUCGAGUUGCGUGGCGAGGAAAAUGGCGAAGAUGUUUUCGGCUUGGCCGAGCCCUGCCCCAGAGGCAUCCGACGCCAGAAGCGUGGUUUCACGGCCCGGCUGCACAUCCGAAGCAAUGCCUGUUGCUGCAUUGGUCCUCUAAGGUCCAGCGUCAAGGAGGCGACUGCGGACUACCGUCAAUUGCAGGAGUGGCGAUCGGACAAGUCUCCCGAAGCUCUUUUUCAGUGCAUUCGCAGCUGGCAUGGUGCGCACGUUGUCAGCUCCAAGCACAAGCCUCGCGUUCGUGUCAAAUCGAACGAAAAGGUGCUGGGCUCGUUUCAACUUAAGCGGAUUUAUUGGAUCGACUGGAUCCUGUCCGGGGCCUUCGUCAGCACAGAGCUGCAGUGGAACAUGUUGAACACUGCGGUUCCAGCAGCGUUGGUCACCACCUUUGCCUUCCCGACAUAUGCGGUGGGCGCAGUCCUAGGCUCGGGGGCCUUCGUUGCCAUGUGCUUUCUGCUGGUGCUGCCGUCCCUCCCGAGGUGCUUCAACCAGCCGCGACCGACGAAUCUGUUGGUCAGCUACACCUUCAUGAGCAUGUCCUGGUUGUUUAUGUCCCUGGCUUUUGCUCCAUCUCUCGCCCCCCCGAUCUUCGUAGUUGGCGUGUGGGCGUUCCUGUCUAUGGCCAAUGCCUCCCAGGUGGUGCUCAUGGAAUGCCUGACGGGCGUGAAUGACGUGGAAACUUCGGGCCAGAUCAUGGGCAUCUCAGAGAUGCUGGGCUGUGCUGUAGGCAUGCUGGGCAGUUAUGCGGGGGCCAUGCUGUUUGCGGUGGCUCCCGUGGCGCCGUUUCUAGGUUGCGGAGCAGCUGCCUUGGGCUGCACGCUGUUUCUCUGUUUGGCCCUGGGUGUCCGUCGCGUUGAAGUGCACAAGCGCUUGUCAGACAAAGCCGAUCCUGGGAGCCUAAUUAGCGACUUGGAGCUUUCGCAGGAUUCUACCAGCCUGGUGGAAGAGAGCGUCCAGGGCCUCGGGAUGAUCAUGCGCGAUGGCGAGCGCGCCCACUCCUACAUCGGACCGGAGGUCGCACAUAGAGCCCACUCCGAAGGUUCGCCAGCCACCUCCCCGGCUUCUUCGGCCUCUCCUCCUUACGCGAGCCGCCGUGGAGUGACGAUCCCGGGCCAUGCCAUGGACUCUUAA
This is a messenger RNA of Symbiodinium sp. CCMP2592, 8973 nucleotides long. The record is from the annotation of a GenBank genome assembly. Lineage: Eukaryota; Dinophyceae; Suessiales; Symbiodiniaceae.